UGUAAUAAAAAAGAAAAAAAAUGUCAACAAAAUCAAAAUAAACAAAUAUAGUUUUUAUCACUUUAAGUUGGUAUAAUUAUGUAUUUUUGGUGAUAUAUAUUUUUUUAAUACCCUAACACUCAACAAUGGAGGAAAAACAACUUUAUGGAGCUUUAACAGUGUAUCGAGAAAGGGGCGCUUAUUUAAGACGACUUGAACAGUUCGAAAAAGCUAAGGCCGCCUACGAUGAAGCCUACAAUAAUGUCUCUGACGACGUCCGUCUGCUUAUUGGUCGCAGUCAGGUAUGUGCUGAUGCGGUGCAACCUGCUCAAGCGUAUUCAGACGCGGAACUGGCGCUCAAACUGGAGCCUCACAACAUGAACGCCCGCAACAUGCAAGCUCGAGCGAUGUACACUAUGUCAGACUUUGAAAGGUCAGUCGUGAUGAAUUAUAGAGGUGCCAGGCAUCGAAGACAGCCACCCUAUUUUAUAGAAGGGAUCAAUCAGGGCCUCGAAACUAUUCAAGACUGUAUUGGAGUUAACGCGGGGACUGUGAUGUUGGAUUUUUUACCUCUAAUUAAGCAAAUGGAGGCAAGGGCAGGUAGCUUUGAUGAUGACGAACCCCGGAAGCAGUUACAUGUUUCUCGGAUACCAAAGCCAGAACGAAAGAAAAAACUUACUCAAAUGGAAGCGCGAAAACAUUUAACCCUAGCUCGGGUCCUAGCUAUGAAAUACUUAGGACCGAUGGCAUAUGACAAAUUUUUUCUUCAAGGUCUUACCGAAGAUGAACGUUUAAAGUCUGCGAAUUCAGCUGGAAGUAUAGCGUUAAAAACAAUCGUUAAUGAAGCGUUAAGGUCUCUUAGUAAGAGACAAGAUAUGUUACGAUCACAGCGUCCUUAUUAUACCAUAAAACUAGCUGAAAAGGCUGAAUCGAAACAUCAAGAUAAAUAUAAGGAGGCCGUGUUAAUAAAAGAACGAGAAAUAGGUGCUCGAACAUCUGAAAGACUAUUGAAACAAAUUGAGAAGAGCCUGCGUGAGAACCGUAUUAUGGAUUUGAUUGCACAGGCAGAGCGUAUGCAAAUGUUCUUAGAUGUUAAAACUCCACGUACGUUACCCGAUAAAGAGACAUAUACUGAUCGCUUGUACCGUGCUGUAGGAGAAGGUUAUUUAGCCCAACAUCGCCUGUCGUAUACCCUGAGCGAACGAGGAAACCGGCGUCGUAUCGCUUUUCUUAUGGGUUUACCGGUUGGACGUCCAAAGUCAUUUGAUUCAGUUAUGGCAAACUAUCCUUACAAGUUUAUUGAUAUAAAACAAGCUACUGCGAAAGUCAAAGCUACUCUGGAAAUGUGUGAAAACUCAACUAUGAAAUGUUGGUUAAUGUACGAAUUAGCACGAUUACUAUGUACUCAAAAGAACUAUGCUCUAGCAAAGUUCUAUGCGAAACGGUGCCAACGGGAGGCUCAAGAAAUAAGCAAUGUCACUUGGUGGCUGAAUGGCUGUUUUGUACUAAUGAGCGGGGAUAUGCAGCAAGGUAAUUCGAAUGAAGUGCGAAUCCAAGUAGUGGAAGCAUAUGAGUUUUCGAAGAAGAUGCAAGAUCCCGAACGCGUUCAAGCCUUUUUAGCAAAAUGCGCAGAAAUGGCAGCAGAAACUGUCACCGCGGACGAAAGAAAAGCAAUAAUACAGCGUGAGAGACAAAUUGUAAGUGUAAUGGACGAAGGGCAAGCUGUCGAAACGCAAGUGUUAUUCAAAAGAAUGUCUACUGUGCCUCCUGGCAGACGCUUUGCGGUUUUGCCGCGUAAACCUGAAGCUGUUGCCACACAAGCUGAACGUAAGCGACGACGACAGAGGGGACUAUCUGUUAUACCAGGCCCUGAACGGACUUUACCCCCUUCCCCAAAAUCUGAUACACUAGGUUUCCAGAUAUUCGAUUUAUAGUUCUCAUUCGUUUUCAGCAUUUAUUUGUUACCACAUAUACCUAUUUUGAAAUAAAAAAACCUUUUAUUUCGUUAAAAUUUUUUA
This is a messenger RNA of Maniola jurtina (meadow brown), 1997 nucleotides long. Its product is annotated as outer dynein arm-docking complex subunit 4-like. The coding region runs from base 126 to 1913 and encodes 595 amino acids. The transcript has a single exon. The record is from RefSeq and is a predicted model, not a curated record. Gene Ontology annotation, molecular function: protein binding. NCBI's taxonomy places the organism in Eukaryota, Metazoa, Arthropoda, Insecta, Lepidoptera, Nymphalidae.